Molecule: messenger RNA, 7299 nt
Organism: Phyllopteryx taeniolatus (common seadragon)
Lineage: Eukaryota; Metazoa; Chordata; Actinopteri; Syngnathiformes; Syngnathidae
Gene: spred3
Product: sprouty related EVH1 domain containing 3
Exons: 6
Coding region: 116-1666 (516 amino acids)
Biological process (GO): negative regulation of MAPK cascade; multicellular organism development
Cellular component (GO): membrane
Molecular function (GO): protein kinase binding
Source: RefSeq, a predicted model, not a curated record
GCUGCUGCUGCUGCUGCGAGGCGGAGGAGGAGGAGGAGGAGGAGGAGGAGCAGGCUGAGCACAGCGAGAGGAGAGCCCGCCGCGGUGGGCUCCGGCGAGUGGGCAACGGCGAGCCAUGGAGGGCGACGUGCGUGUUCGCGCCGUGGUGAUGACACGUGACGACUCCAGCGGCGGCUGGGUCCCACUGGGCGGGGGCGGCCUCAGUCACGUGGUCAUAUGCAAGGGGCGAGGCAACAAGCGGAGGGAGUAUGUCAUACGCGGGGAGAGGCUGCGGGACCGAGCGCCGGUGUUGGAGUGUGCUGUGCAAAGGGGCCUGGUCUACAACAAGGUGAACCCCAUCUUUCAUCACUGGCGGGUGGACGAGCGCAAGUUCGGCCUCACCUUCCAGAGUCCAGCCGACGCCAUCUCCUUCGAGAAGGGUCUGCAGGCCGUCAUCGACAAGCUGGACCGAGGCUCGGACUCACCCUCGUCCUCCACACCGGAGGAGGCAGACACAGAGGACGACGGGCAAGCUUCCCAUACAGGCAGCGAGUCGUCAUCCAACAGCAGGAAGGAGAUGCUUCCUAAGCCCAUCACCAUUGUUACCAGCGAGUCGUCCUCCGCCUGCUUCGUGCGGACCGAGGAGUUCGCUUUCACAUCUGGUGGAACCACACAGACGCCUGCCCAGAUCCACGCCAGGCCGGGACAACACCAGGUCUCACAAAUGACCGCUGCCUUGAGUCCCCCAUCACCACCAUCCCAGCCUCCCGCUCUGCCGUCCCCACCCCCAGGCCCCCCGGCCUCGUCGCCACUGUCCCCCCUCUCGCCAACCCUUUCCCUGCUGGAGGAGGGGGACCUGCGCAGUGUGGAUCCCUGCAAGGACCUGUGGGGGUCCAGAGGAUAUGAGGACUAUCGACGAGCAGGGGCCACUAGGACUAUGGUUGGGGGGCUGACUGGAGGCGUCGUUGUAGGUAGCGGGGGGAGCCUGCAGGACAAGUCCGAGCUGUGUGUGGUCCGCUUUGAGAAGGAGAUGUCCGGGGUGGGCACAGGGGGCUGCGACGUUACGGUGAGUCUGGACAGCAAGGCGGCCCAGCGUCUGUCCUCGUCCUCACCCACCUGCAUGUCCAUCCCCAACAUUGUGUCCGACGUGUCCUCAGGGGCCGGCUCCCCCCAGGAGACUGGCAAAGGCUCCCCUUCGCCCUGCUGCAUACACACCUCCCUGGCCACGCCCCGCUCGCGGACUCGUAAGAGGGGCGGCGGGACCUGUGGGGACCCGGGCGCCAUCUCCCCCGACGAUGACAGCCCGUGCCCGCAGGGAUCGUCGUCGUGCUCGUCCCGCUGUGUGUACUGCCGCUCGGUGUUCAGCGCCUCGGAGAACGGCCGGGGCCGCUGCAGGGAUGCCCCGGACCCGGCCCUGCACUGCCUCCGCCAGUGGACCUGCGUGUGGUGUGCAGAGAGCCUGCUCUACCACUGCAUGUCGGACUCCGAGGGCGAGUUCUGGGAGCCGUGCUCGUGUGACGACUCCAUGGGGGGCCAUCUGCACCCCCUAUGCUGUGCUCGUUGGCUGGCCCUUGUGGCCCUGUCGCUCUUCGUGCCCUGCAUGUGCUGCUACCUGCCUUUGCACGCUUGCCUGCGUUGCGGCGAGCGGUGUGGCUGCUGCGGGGGAAAGCACAAGGCGGUCCGAUGAGACCAGGCUUCGGGCGAGAAGUGAGAGGGGCACCCCGACGUGGGGCCCAUUGUUAUUUUCUGAAGCCCCCCAAAGCCUUCCACUGCAUUCCGCUUUUUCUCUUUUCAACCCGGGGGGCCUUCUUGGACUGGGGGUGUAUCGCACUCGGACCACCUUUCACGGAGCCUUUCAUUGUGGAUCCAAGCCGAUGUCCAGUUGGUGACCCCGAGACUUAACGCAAGAAUGAGGGUUGGUAAUAAUCACGUGUAUGUUGUUUUGAAAUGCCCGUUUGGAAAGAAAAAAACUAAACAUUUUACAGACACUGCCCAAUUUAUGAAGCUCCAUAAGGCUGUUUAUAACACGUUAUUUUGCAAUUUUUAUAUUGUCACUACGUAUUCCUUAGUGCCUAUUGAAAACUUAGUCAAUACAGUCUCAGUAGCACAGUGUUUCUCAACCUUUAUUGUGCCAAGGCAUAUAUUUUAUACAAACCCCAGUUCAAAUGAAGUUGGGACGUUGUGGAAAACAGAAUACAAUGAUUUGCAAAUCCUGUUCAACCUAUAUUCAAUUUAAUACACUACAAAGACAUUUAAUGGUCAAACUGAUGAACGUUAUUUUUUUGGGGGGCAAAUAUUCUUUCAUUUUGUAUUUGAUGCCUGCAACACGUUCCAAAAAAGCUGCGACGGGGGCAACAAAAGACUGGAAAAGUUGACGAAUGCUCAAAAAUCCCCUGUUUGGAAAAUUCCAUAGUUGAACAGGUUAAUUGGAAACAGGUGAGUGUCAUAAUUGGGUAUAAAAAGGAGCAUCCCCAAAAGGUUCAGUUGUUCACAAGAAAGGAUAGGGCCAAGUUCCCCACUUUGUCAACAACUGUGUGAGAAAAUACUCCAACAGUAGAAAAACAUUUCUCAAUGUACAAUUGCGAGGAAUUUAGGGAUUUCAUCACCGACGGUGCAUAAUAUAAUCAAAACAUUCAGAGAUUUUGGAGAAAUCAAUGCACGUAAGUGGUAAGGCUGAAAACCAACACUGAAUGCCCAUGACCUUUGAUCCCUCAGGUGGCACUGGAAUAAAAAAAAGCAUCAGUGUGUAAAGGAUAUACAGUCCUGACCCGUCUCCCAUUGUUGCAGGCAUCAAAUUCAAAAUGAGUGAACAUUUGGAACAAACAAUCAAGAUGAUCAAUUUGAACAUUAAAUAUCUUGUCUUUUUUAUGUAUUCAAUUGAAUACACAGUGCUGUGAAAAAGUAUUGGCCCCAGAAUCUGUCCUGACAAAAUGUAGUCGGACAAAAUAUCUAAAAAAAGCUGCAAAAAAAAAAUUACAGCAUCCACAACAGUCGAGAAAUACAGUAAUUGACUAUCAGUCUGAAAAGCGUUACAAAAGCCAUUUCUAAAGCUUUAGGAUUGCAGCGAACCACAGGGAGAGCUAUUUUCCUCACAUGGAGAAAACAUGGAACAGUUGUGAACCUUCACAGGAGUGGCCGGCCUACAAAGAUAACCCUAAGAAAAAGCAAAAACUCAUCUAGGAGGCCACAAAGGAACUCAGGACAACUUCUAAAGAACUGCAGGGCUCCCUUGCUUCAGAUAAGGUCAGUGUUCAUGACACAACAAUAAGGAAGAGACUGGGCAAAAAUGGCAUCCAUGUCAGAGUUCCAAGGUGAAAACCACUGCUGACCAAAAAGAACAAAGGCUCAUCUUUAAAAAAAAAAUCAGAAUGAUUCCCAAGACUUUUGGGAGAAUAUUAUAUGGACUGAUGAGACGAAAGUUGAGUUUUUUGGAAGGCGUGUGUCUCGUUACAUCUGGCGUAAAUGUAGCAAAACAUUUCAGAAAAAGAACAUUAUACCAACAGUCAAACGUGGUGGUCUUAGUGUGACCGUCUUGGGCUGCUUCCCUCCUUCAGGACCUGGACAACUUGCUGUGAUUGAUGGAACCAUGAAUUCUGCUAUUUAACAGAGAAUCCUGAAGGAGAAUGUUCAGCCAUAAGUUUGCGACCUCAAGCUUAGCGUACUUUGGUUCUGCAGCAGGAUAAGGAUCUGAAACACCCCAGCAAGUCAACUGCUGAAUGGCCUUAAAAAAACUAAAUAAAGGUUUUGGAGUGGCUUAGUCAAAGUCCAGAAUUCAAUUGAGGUGUAGCAACAUGACCUUAAAAAGGCCGUUUAGGCUUGAAAACCCUUAAUUGUUGCUGAAUUGAAACAAUUCUGCAAGGAAGAGUGGGCCAAAAUAUCUCCACUGAGAUGUGAAAGACUCAUUGCCAAUUAUAGAAAAUGCUUGAUUUCAGUUUUUGCUGCUGAGGAUGGCCCACCAGUUAUUAGGUUUACGGGGCCAUUACUUUUUCAUAAAGGGCCAGGUAACUUUGAAUAGUUUUAAUAAAUUAAAUCACCAUUUAAAAACAGCACUUGUUCAAGUACAAGUUCACUUGGGUUAUCUGAUAUUUACAUUUUUUGGGUCAUCUUAAUCAUUAAGGUGGGGAAACUCUGCAAAAAUAUAAAAAGUUAGAAGGAGGCCAAUACUUUUUCACGGCACUGUAGGUUGUAAAGGAUUUGCAAAUCACUCUAUUCUCAUUUUAUAUACUUUUUUCACAAUAUCCCAACUACAUUGGAAUUGGGGUUUGUACUACAAAAUUCUCACAAAAUGUCACAAAAAGUAAGGAAAAUGAAAUAAUGAUUCUGUCAACUGACUCACCAAUGUACUUAUUGUGAAAUCUCGGCCUGCUUAGUUGAACACAAAGCUAUUACAGUGAAUUCUAUUUGCGUGGGCAAGAGAAAAGGCCCUGCCGCGAAUAGCAAAAACCAGCGAGUAGGUAACACUUCGCCUAAAAUGUUAACUGCCUGUAGAUGCCAGAAGAUAGCAGCGAAGCACAACUGUUGUCGAAAUUAAGCUCCUCAAUUCACUUCAACAUACAGCGGCUGAAAUAAGUAUUUAACACGUUACCAUUUUUCUCACUAAAUAUACUUCCAAAGGUGCUAUCGACCUAAACAUUUCAGCAGAUGUUGGGAGCAACCCAAGUAAUCCAUACAUACAGAGAAAGAAGAACAAAUAAGAUCAGAAAUUAAGUGCGUAAAAAUGUGAAAUGACACCGGGAAGAAGUAUUGAACACAUGAGCAAAGGGAGGUGCAAAAAGGCAUGGAAAGCCAAGACAACACCUAAAAUCUAUCAAUAAUCAAACAGCAAUCCAGCCCCUUGUCAGUGCAAAUGAAUAUCAGCUGGUUCAGUCCUAAUUGAUGGCCUGCAAAAACGUCUCAUUGCCAAUCUGCGAGUCAAGACACAUCUCAUGAUGGGCAAACUAAUUGUUGCAAAACAUAACGAUGGCAUUGGUUUCAGGCGCAGAUCUAAGAUUCUGAACAUUCCAGUGAGCACGGUUGGGGCCAUAAUAAGUAGUAAGUGGAAAGCCAAUCAUACCACCAUAAAUUUGCCUCGAUCAGGUGCUCCUUGCAGGAUUUCUGAUAGAGGAGUGCAAAGAAUAAUCAGAAGAGUUGUCCAAGAGCCAAGGACCACAUGUGAAGAGCUUCAAAAAGACCUGGAAUUAGUGAGUAAUGCGCUCCGCCGCCAUGGCCUGUAUGCACGCUCACCACGCAAGUCCCCAUUACUGAAAAAAAAAAAGAAUGUCAAAGCUUGUUAAAAGUUUGCUGAAAAACAUUUGGACAAGCUAGUUAAAUACUAGGAGAAUAUAGUCUAGUCGAAUGAGAGCAAAAUUUAACUGUUUGUAAGCCAUAAUGCACACCAGUUUGGAGGAGAAAUGGCACUGCACAUCACCCUAAAAACACCAUGAAGUUCAGAGGUGGGAACAUGAUGGUGUGGGGCUGAUUUCCAUCAAAUGGUACUGGUAAACUUCACAUUAUUGAAGGAAGGAUGACUGGGCAAAUGUACUGAGACAUUCUUGGCAAAAAUCUGCUGCCAUCUUCGAGGAUGAUGAAAAUUAAACGAGGGUGGACAUUUCAGCAGGAUCAUGAUCCAAAACAUACUGCCAAGGAAACUCUGUUGGUUUCAAAGAAAAAAAAUACAGCUGCUAGAAUGGAAUCACACCAGAGCAAUGCCUGCGACUAGUUUCUCUAUACAGGAGGCAUCUUGAGCCUGUCAUUGAAACAAAGGCUUUUGUACAAAGUAUUAAAUAAAGACCAGUUGGUGUGCUCAAUACUUUUCCCUGUGUCAUUUCACAUUAUUACACACAACCUAAUUUCUGAUCUUAUUUGUUCUACUUUCGUUUGUAUGUAUGGAUUACUUGAGUUGUUCCCGACACCUGGUGAAAUUUCCAGGUCAGUAGCACCUUUGGAAAUAUAUUUAAUGAGAAAAAUGGUUACGUGUUAAAUACUUAGUUCAGCCGCUGUAGUUGCUUGGCACCAAGAUGAUCUCUCACGGCACAGUGGCUGGGAAUCACUGCAGUAGUGUACGGUUCUUUAUAUUAAAAUGUUUUAAUAAUAAAUAGUGCAAUACAGUUCAGUCUUAACAUGAGGCCAUACAUGAGAACGACCAAUCUUGUUUGAUUUCGGAAGCUAAGCAUGUUCAAGCCUGGUUAGUACCUACGCCAGUCAUUUAGUCAGUUAGUUACCCAAGCCAAAACUUCAUCCAAAACCAGCAAACUCGAAUAGGAAGCUUGGAUGAAGACGGUCGUAAAAUGGUCCUACCUUUAAAAUUACAAUUGACAGGGUUGUCAACUUUAUACUCAUCAUCAUCAAAUGCUUGUUCAGUCAGGGUUUCUUCAGUGGGGGGUUCUUUAUUGUUAAAGGAGCCUUUUGAGGUCUGAAGAAAUGAUCCAAGGAAAUUUGCAACAUUUUCCUCUUCUCAUUGUAAAUACAUUGGUAGCAUUAUAUGCAGUCCUUAGCAAAAAUCUCUCCACUCCUGGUCCGGUCCUGAUGACUCUCCAAAAGAGAAAAUGCUUCAGCCAUGACUUUCGUCUCGGCCAUCUUGGACGGAACAGGUUCCUCUUCUUCUUGCUCUUCACUACGCUUAAUAUCUUCCAAUUGAUUUCAGUGCUGCCUGGCAAAGGUUGUGGGAAAACUUCGUACUAAACUGAAGGUGCGAAACCUUAAAUGCUGACUUGUGGAAGCGUGUCCAAAAUGUUCGUAAGUUGGGGAGUGUCUGUAAUUGGUUAUUAUUUUAUUAAAUAUGACGAUGAGUCCUCCCCUCCAGUGGCACAAACAAACUCACAGGUCCUCGAGGAGUUCGGUGUUAGCCUGUGUCAUAUGACAGACGUUGCCCUUUACCUCUGACUUUACCUCACGGCUGAAAAAAAACAAAACUACGAGAGACCAAGCCUUGGAGAAAAUGUAUUUGACAAACGCAUGAGGACAAUUAUUAGUAGGGCGGAAGUGGCAAUGACAACCACUGGACGUAACACCAUGCGUCACUGUAAUGAGAAUAAAGAAAGCGUGUUAAAACACCUUCACAUCUUCCCAUCACCUCGCCACCUCGCCCCAAAAAACUUAACCAACUUAAUCCAUGGACGCGUGCGUCAACACCUCCACCCAAAAGAUUUAAAAAAAACAAAAACAAAAACUAGUGCAAUGAACACUGUCUUAAAGAAUAUUUUUGUACGUCAUGUUAGGGGAAAAGUGUGGUAACCAACUCCUGUCAUGUGUUGUUGUGACCAAUAGGUAGAGGCCGCAACGCUACGCCCAGAGAAUCAAAUGAGAUCCAAUACAAGAGCUCUAUUGACACAUGACAUAUAU